This is a messenger RNA of Momordica charantia (bitter melon), 1508 nucleotides long. RefSeq lists its product as uncharacterized. Gene Ontology annotation, cellular component: plasma membrane. Lineage: Eukaryota; Viridiplantae; Streptophyta; Magnoliopsida; Cucurbitales; Cucurbitaceae. Gene Ontology annotation, molecular function: protein binding. The record is from RefSeq and is a predicted model, not a curated record.
ACUCGUUACUGCAAUUAUACCAUUACCAGAGGCUGUGAAAAGGGUGAGAGAUAGCGCCAGCCAUCAAUGGCGGGAAUCGAAAGAAGUAGCAGGCUUCAAGAGGCCGCCAUGGAAGGAAACGUAACAAUUUUGUUAGAAUUGCUCCAACAAGAUCCUCUGUUACUGGACCGAGUCAACGAUUUCACUGAGACUCCUCUGCACGUGGCUGCUCUUCUCGGGCACGUGAGUUUUGUGGACGAGCUUCUGAACCGGCGGCCUCAGCUGGCCGGAGAGUUGGAUUCCGGCGGAUCUUCGGCUCUCCACCUGGCGGCGGCCAAAGGGUUUGUGGAAAUAGUGAAGCGUUUGGUGGCGGUGGAUGCUAAUUUGUGCUUGUUGAGCGAUGGAGAUGGGCGGAACCCGGUUCAUGUUGCGGCCAUGAGAGGCCGGGUUGCGGUAUUGGCCGAGCUGGUCCGAGCCAGACCGGCUGCCGCUCGAACCGCCGUGGACGGCGGCGGAACGGUGUUGCAUUUGUGUGUCAAAUAUAACCAACUGGAGGCUCUCAGGAUUUUGGUUGAAACCGUGGCAGCUGCCGAUGACAGUUUCGUUAAUGCUAAGGAUGAUUAUGGCUUCACUGUCCUCCAUUUAGCGGUCUCCAUCAAACAGCUCCAGACAGUGCGAUAUCUAAUCAACGACACUGGAAUCGAAGUAAACGCUGUAAACUCAAAUGGGUUAACAGCUCUGGACAUUCUGACUCAAAGCCACAGAGAUUUAAAGGACAUGGACAUCGCCGCCGCCCUCACAUCCGCCGGAGCCAACAGAAGCAAAAAUGGAGAGUCGGAAAAUCAAAUCAAACCGAAACAGAGUAGCAGUCACGAGAACGAAAGCUGGCUUACGAGAAAGCGAGAGGCGUUGAUGGUGGUGGCAUCGCUGAUCGCAACGAUGGCUUUCCAGGCCGGAGUGAGCCCGCCGGGCGGCGUGUGGCAAGACGACAAGGCGUCGGGGAAGGAAAAUCACACGGCCGGAACGUCGAUAAUGGCCGGAAAAGACCCAUUGAAUUACAACCGGUAUGUUUCGUGGAACACGACGGGAUUCACGGCUUCGCUGAUUGUGAUUAUUCUGCUGUCCACUGGAUUGCCGUAUAGGAAUCCCAUUUUUCUGUGGGUUCUGAUUCUGAAGAUGUGGGUGGCGGUGAGUUCCAUGGGGAUUACUUAUGGAAUCUCCCUAAGAUUUUUCACUCCUGGAGUGUCGCAGCGAUUUAUUUAUGUGGCGUUUGCAGUUUUUGCUGCGGUGUGUCUUCUCCUGUUGGGAAAGAUUGUCCAGCUCAUUACUCGUCAGUUGAUGAAGCUUAACUACUCGUGUUUAUGUAGACGAAGAACCCCAGCUCCAGCUCCAGAUCCUUGAUGAAUUUUCUGGGUCUGGGAUAAUUAAUCUAGUGUUCAACGGGGUCCCUAAACUACUUUAGUUUGUAAUCAUUUAGUUCAUAUACUUUCAAAUUAUUCAUAAUUUAGUAGUUGAACUUUAGUACGUAA